AUGCCUGCCUCCUCGUUCAAAGUUGUCUUCCUUGCCAUCGCCACCGCGAUGCAGGCUUAUGCCGUCUCCUCGCCAGUAGCGGACUGCACCACGACGCUCAACAUCACGCAGACCAGGUUUGCGACGCCGCCGUACUGGCCUCAGUGCGAGUUUGACAGCACGAUGCGCGAGUACCCGUCGACCACGACGACCACGACGUCGCUCGACUGCCACGGGUGCCGCCACAUUCGUGUCCAGGAGGUGCCGUUCGUGUACUGCCCAUACUGGCACUACACGGCGUCGACCAGCGAGACGACGCCAUACACUGUGCAUGAGACUGUGUGGCAGAACAGAGUAAUCAACAAGUUAACACGUCAAUACGACGCUGCAUCAGACUACUAG
Cordyceps fumosorosea ARSEF 2679 is the source of this 381-nucleotide messenger RNA. RefSeq lists its product as hypothetical. NCBI's taxonomy places the organism in Eukaryota, Fungi, Ascomycota, Sordariomycetes, Hypocreales, Cordycipitaceae. The record is from RefSeq and is a predicted model, not a curated record. The coding region runs from base 1 to 381 and encodes 126 amino acids. The transcript is spliced from 2 exons.